CCGUCCCCCCCUCUUCCUCUACCCCCACCCCCACAGUCCCGCCUGCUCUCCCAGAUGCGUCCGCCGCUGCAGAGACUGUCCUGCCUGGUCACCCGGUGUCUGCUACGCUGCUCCCCGCUCUGUCCCGCUACUUCCCCGGACCCGAAGCCUGUCUCGCACCGCCCCGGCCACCGAACGCCCAGUGAAUGCACUAGUCAGCAACCAUGACAGGCAUAGCCGCCGCGUCUUUCUUCUCCAACUCCUGCAGGUUCGGGGGUUGCGGUCUCCAGUUUGAGUCCCUGGCCGAGCUGAUCGUCCACAUCGAGGACAAUCACAUCGACACAGACCCUCGGGUUUUGGAGAAACAGGAGCAGCAACAGCCGACGUACCUAGCCCUGAGCUACAUCAACAGGUUCAUGACAGACGCAGCUCGUCGGGAGCAGGAGACCCUGAAGAAAAAGGCUGCGCCCAAACUUUCCCUGUCAAUCACCGGCGGGGUAUCUCGGAACAGUGUGGCCACGCCUCCACGCCACAGCAGUGGCAACCUGACCCCUCCCGUGACUCCGCCCAUCACACCCUCCUCUUCAUUCCGUAGCAGCACGCCCACAGGGAGUGAGUAUGAUGAGGAGGAGGUGGAUUACGAGGACUCGGACAGUGAUGAGUCGUGGACCACAGAGAGUGCCAUCAGCUCUGAGUCCAUCCUCAGCUCCAUGUGUAUGAAUGGAGGAGAGGAGAAGCCCUUCGCCUGCCCUGUGCCUGGCUGUAAGAAGAGAUACAAGAAUGUGAACGGUAUUAAGUACCACGCCAAGAACGGCCACCGGACCCAGAUCCGUGUGCGGAAGCCUUUCAAGUGCCGCUGUGGGAAGAGCUACAAGACGUCUCAGGGCCUGAGGCACCACACCAUCAACUUCCACCCGCCCGUCUCCGCCGACAUCAUCCGCAAGAUGCAGGGCUAGAAAUGACCGUCAUCCCAACCCCCGAGAAAUACCCCGCCACACUCUAUACCUCCCACCAGCACUACCGAACUAACCGCCCCAAAACCAUUUCAAAUAUCCUCCCUGCCUUGACCAACUGUCCAGAAUUUACUCCCAUUGUGGUCCUAACAGGGCUGACAACCCAAACUGCUCCUCGGUCGUCCCACACACUAAAGGAUCAAGUGCAUGCUGUAAGUUUUUUUUUGUUUGUCGUUAGCCUUUUUUAAGUCAUGCAUUACAUUCUCUGGUUUGAACAUGCUAUCUUUUGUUAUACUUUAAAAAGAAUAUAUAUAUAUAUGUGUCUUUAUAGGCUUAGUUUUUCUGUUGUACAUUUGCACAUUUUUCUGCUAUCUAUUUUUGGUAUUGACAUACGGUGCUAACUGUAAAAAAACUAAAAAACCUAAAGCGAAAGAAAAAGAAACAAAGGUGAAGAUAAGUAAUGUAAAGAGGGAUACAGCAAGAAGAGGAAGAAGUGGAUGGUUGUUGAGUUGCAUUAUACAGUCUAUAUUUAAAUAUAUGGAUAUAUAUAAACAAUAGAUAU
This is a messenger RNA of Esox lucius (northern pike), 1494 nucleotides long. RefSeq names its product JAZF zinc finger 1a (gene jazf1a). The record is from RefSeq and is a predicted model, not a curated record. Bases 204 to 935 code for a protein of 243 amino acids. Gene Ontology annotation, cellular component: nucleus. The transcript has 5 exons. Lineage: Eukaryota; Metazoa; Chordata; Actinopteri; Esociformes; Esocidae.